GGAAACUACUCUAUUGAAUAAUUUCUAGUAAAUUCCAAAAACAAUUUUCAACAAAAUUUAGCUGAAAGCGACAACACAAUGGCUACCGAACUUUGCAAUCAAGCAAAUGAAGAAUAUGUCAAUGAAAACUACAACAAGGCUGUUGAGCUUUAUACUGAGGCAUUACAACUAGAUGAUAAAAGGGAUGACAUUUAUUGUCAUAGAGCUCAGUCAUACAUACAGCUGGAAAAGUUUUCAGAGGCUGCCAAAGACUGUGAUAAAGCAAUCGAACUUAAUGAAAACAACAACAAAGCAUAUUUUAAAAAAGGGUCUGCUCUUUAUAAGAUGAAUAAAUUUGGAGAAGCGCUGAAUGUUUUUAAAGAAGGGCAUAAAAGAUUUGAAUCAGACAAAAACUUUGAAGAAUGGAUAAAUAAAUGUCAGGAGAAAUUACCAAAAAGUGAUUCUCAAGAUGCAAAACCUAAAUCAAAUGAAAGCAUAGCCCAGCCUGUGGAGAACCAAGCUCCAGCUGGUCCCCCUAAGCUCAAGUAUGACUGGUAUCAAACAAGUACACAUGUAGUUGUGAAUAUUUUGAUGAAAAAUAUAAAACAAGAAAAUCUCACUGUUGAUUCUGCGGAUAGACAGCUUAAAAUAGAAAUCAAAGAUCCCAGGGUGUCAUUGGACCUUACUCUUGCUCAUAGAGUGGAUUCACAGCAAACAACAAUUAAAGUGCUUUCUACAAAGGUAGAGGUUAAGCUUAAAAAAGGUGAAGGGAUAUUAUGGUCCAAGCUAGAAGGAGAUGUGGAAGAAGAAAAAAUUUGUCCUGUGGCUGCAGCACCUAUUCCGGCAGAGCCACCACGAUAUCCUUCCUCCUCACACCAUGCUAAAGACUGGGAUAAAUUAGCCAAGCAGGUGACAGAAGAAGAAAAAGAUGAAAAGCUUGAAGGAGAUGCAGCGUUAAACCAGUUUUUCCAGAAAAUCUAUGCUGAUGCUUCUGAUGAAACCAAAAAAGCUAUGAUGAAAUCAUUUACUGAAUCAGGAGGGACAGUAUUAAGCACCAACUGGUCUGAAGUGGGUACAAAAAAAGUUGAAGUAAAACCACCAGAUGGCAUGGAGUUUAAGAAGUGGGAAUACUGAGGACAAUUUGACUAAUUAGAAGAGUUUUACAUUCAAUUUAAGGCAUUUUACACUGAGUUAUCUUACACUGAGUACAAGUACUAUGUAUGUCGUUAGUGCCCAUGGUUUACAUUAAAUAUAUUUUAAUACAGUUUUGUUGUUUGGUUUGUUGGCUAGUGAAAAUGGUAGUAGAUUUACAAAUGAACUCAAUAUUUAAUGUUUUUAAAGUCUUAUGGGGGAUACACCUACCCAUUGUCAUAGCCAUUUUAUUUUUUAAUUAAACUAUAAAAUAAACAAUAAGCUGAUACUUAAUAUAAUAAACAAUAGCAGGAUACUUAAUUUCUCCCAAUGUUUUUUGGUCCAUCAAGAGUUAUUAUUUCAACUGCUGACGCUGUUGUAGGGCUUAAGGAAUGAGUACCGAUGCCUUACAAUGCUAUUUCAUUUCAUCCACUUAUUGAAUAUUUGUUUUUCAAUUAUUUCUUUAUAUGUUGUGUGAAACCUCUAAUAUUAAAAAAAUUUCGACCAUAUUCUGAAUGAAUUACCGUUUGUGGGUUUGUUUCUUAUCAAAUAAACUGUAUAAAAAUCAUAAAUUAUGUCAA
Molecule: messenger RNA, 1691 nt
Organism: Physella acuta
Lineage: Eukaryota; Metazoa; Mollusca; Gastropoda; Physidae
Product: protein SGT1 homolog
Molecular function (GO): protein-folding chaperone binding
Source: RefSeq, a predicted model, not a curated record